Molecule: messenger RNA, 1297 nt
Organism: Cannabis sativa
Lineage: Eukaryota; Viridiplantae; Streptophyta; Magnoliopsida; Rosales; Cannabaceae
Product: GDSL esterase/lipase At3g48460
Exons: 2
Coding region: 109-1266 (385 amino acids)
Molecular function (GO): hydrolase activity, acting on ester bonds
Source: RefSeq, a predicted model, not a curated record
AUGUGCUCCUAUUUAAUCAAGAUUGUAAUUAAUUAACACCACAUUCUCAAUACUUUCACAAAAGGAAAAAAAAAAGCCCCUCAUACAUUGCUACACAUAUUUUCUAAAAUGUCUACAUGUAAUAUGUUGAAGUUUCCAAUUAUGACUAUGAUCAUCUCAAUAGUCACCAUCUUGAUCCUAUCAUUUCCAUCCUCCAUUGCAAUAACCAAAACAAACCCACAUCCCUUUAAGAAAAUCUAUGCCUUUGGUGACUCUUUUACAGACACAGGCAACACCAAGUCAGUUUCUGGACCAAGUGGCUUUAAUCAUGGCUCCGACCCUCCAUAUGGAAUGACCUUUUUUCACCAUCCAACAAAUCGAUACUCAGAUGGACGGUUGGUGAUUGAUUUUGUGGCAGAAUCACUUUCAUUGCCUUACUUGCCUCCUUAUAGAUAUGUUAAGGGAAAUUCAGCUAAUGGGGUCAACUUUGCUGUGGCUAGUUCCACUGCUAUAGACCAUGAGUUCUUUGUUAAGAACAAUCUUACUCUUGAUAUUACUCUUCAGUCUAUUCAAACUCAACUUCAAUGGUUCGAUAAGUAUUUGGAAGAAAAUGUUGGGUGUAAAGCUCAGGAUGUGAAUUGCAAAGUUGGUGAUUUUCAUGAUGCAUUGUUUUGGGUUGGUGAGAUUGGUGCCAAUGAUUAUGCUUACACUAUUGGAUCCACUGUUUCUGGUGACACUAUUCGAAAGUUGGCCAUGAAUAGCUAUACUCAAUUUUUAACGUCAUUGUUAAAAAAAGGUGCAAAGUAUGUUGUAGUUCAAGGUUUUCCAAUGACAGGAUGCUUACCUUUGGCAAUGACAUUAGCUGCUGAAGAUGACAGAGACAACAUAGGUUGUGUGAAGAGUGUCAACAACCAAAGUUAUACUCACAACCUAGCCAUCUUAAACUUGGUCAAAUCUCUUAGAAGACAAUUUCCCAAAGCUAUCAUAACAUAUGCUGAUUAUUGGACCUCAUAUCUAACAGUUAUGCAAAGUCCAACCAAAUUUGGUAUCAAGGAGACUUUUAAAGCAUGUUGUGGCAUGGGUGGUGAACCCUAUAAUAUUGAUGUGUUUUCCUUUUGUGGGGCACCUUCUACCAAAGCUUGCCUAAACCCAUCUCAAUAUGUGAAUUGGGAUGGAGUUUACCUUACUGAAGCUAUGUAUAAAGUGGUCUCUAAUAUGUUCCUUAAAGGGUCACUUAUGAAUCCUCCUUUUAGUUUUUUGCUAGACCAAAAACUACACCGAGGAUAAAAAUGUCGCGGUUUAUUGUAUUAAUUGUUAG